UUCUAUUCUGAUAGUUUCCAGUUCCAACUAUGUGGACAGCAGAUGAGAUUGCUCAACUGUGCUAUGCACACUAUAGUGUCAAACUGCCCAAGCAGGGGAAGCCUGAGCCAAACCGUGAAUGGACUUUGUUGGCAGCCGUGGUGAAGAUACAGUCUCCAGCUUGUGACACCACUGAUAAGGAAGUGCCAGUAACAAAGGAAGUUGUCUCAAUGGGAACAGGAACAAAAUGUAUAGGCCAGUCCAAGAUGAGGAAGAGCGGAGACAUCCUCAAUGACAGCCACGCUGAGAUCAUAGCCAGAAGGAGCUUCCAGAGAUACCUUCUCUAUCAGCUCCAUUUGGCAGCCGUGCUGAAAGAGGAUAGUAUCUUUGUGCCAGGAACUCAAAGAGGACUGUGGAAGCUCAGACCUGACCUGUCUUUUGUGUUUUUCUCUAGCCACACACCCUGUGGGGAUGCCUCCAUCAUUCCAAUGCUUGAGUUUGAAGAACAACCUUGCUGUCUUGUCAUUAGAAAUUGGGCCAACAGCUCACCUGUAGAAAAGAGUGAUAAUCUAGAGGAUUCCAAAAAUAAAAGGGAUUGUGAAGACCCUGGCAGUUCCGUAGCCAAGAAGAUGAGGCUUGAAACCCCUGCCGUGCCACUGUCCAACUCCGUAACUCACCAUGGGAUGCAGGAAAGUGGUACAAUGAAACCAGAUGUCAGCAGCUCCCAUCUCAUCAAGGAGGAACUGGACACUGCCAAUGGAAUAGCUCCAGGUAUCAAAGUGGUGGAUGUGCAUAGAACAGGAGCCAAGUGUGUUCCUGGAGAAACUGGAGACUUGAGAAGGCCAGGUGUUGCCUACCACCAGGUGGGGCUGCUUCGAGUUAAGCCCGGCAGGGGAGACAGGACAUGCUCCAUGUCCUGCAGUGACAAGAUGGCAAGGUGGAAUGUCCUUGGAUGCCAGGGUGCACUGCUGAUGCACUUCCUGGAAGAACCCAUCUACCUGUCAGCUGUGGUCAUUGGGAAGUGCCCAUACAGCCCAGAAGCCAUGAGGAGAGCAUUGACUGGCAGGUGUCAGGAGGUCUUGGCUUUACCCAGAGGCUUUAAAGUUCCUGAACUGAAAAUAGAGCAGUCGGGUUUGCUGUUUGAACAAAGCCGCUGUGCAGUGCAGAGAGCUGGCACACCAGGCCGGCUCGUUCCUUGUGGGGCAGCUAUCAGCUGGAGUGCUGUUCCUGAGCAUCCUUUGGAUGUGACUGCCAAUGGCUUUCCACAGGGAACAACAAAGAAAGACAUCGGGAGCCCUUGGGCCAGGUCCCGAAUCAGCAAGGUAGAACUCUUCAGAUCAUUCCAGAAGCUGCUGAGCAGCAUUGCAGAAGACAAGCAGCCAGACUCUGUCAGGGUGCAGAAGCUGGACACCUACCAGGAGUACAAGGAGGCUGCGUCUGCCUACCAGGAAGCCUGGAGCGCACUCCGAAGGAAACCACCAUUUGCAUCCUGGAUCAGAAACCCACCCUACUACCACCAAUUUAAAUGAACUCUUGCUGCUACCAGGAUCCUUCAUAUUGAUCUGCCUUUUCUCAGAAUGCUGCAUGUCUUCAGUGUCAUAUAAUGGAACCCAGAACCUCAUCAAUCUGUACUUGAUUGGAAUUGCUAGCUCCUUGCUAAAAUGGUCUCUCAAUGAUGACCUUGGUAUUUGCCUUGAGUUAUGUUUUAUUGGUUUUCUAAAAUACAACAUCAGGUAUGAUGCUUUUUAAAGCAAUCUGCAGCAGCUCUGAUUAGGCAAGUGUACAUUGGAUGGAAAUUGUAUUAGAGUGUCUAGAUACUUCGGAGCUCCUGGAGUAGUGAACAUGUAUUUCAUAUUUCCAGCCUGCCUUUGGGAACCACCAUUUCCCAGUUCUCUACAAUCAGAUGUGGUUGAAGUCAACUUCACUCUCAGGCUCAGCACAGGACUAGCCUCGGGAAGCUCUGUUCUCAGACCUGCCAAGAAAGGUUGGUUUGUUGUUUGAGACAGAGUCUCACUUUGUAGCCUGUGUUAUCCUUGACUUUCAGUCCUGCAUCAGCCUUCCAAGUGCCAAGAUGAUAGGCAUAAGCCACCAUCAUAACUAGCCCAAAAUAUUCUCAUUCUUUCCCUCCCUCUCUCCCUCUCCUUCCUACCUCUCUUCUUGAGACAGGAUCCUUGAACUCACUAUGCAGCUAAGGAUGACCUUGAACUCUGACUUCCUGCCUCUGCCUCCAAGUGUAACACCAUACUUUGCUUCCAGGAAUCUCUUCUGAUCAGGGUUAUAGGGUCAUUAUAAUCUUGAACUGCCAGUAGUUGCCAUCUUUUCCUACCACAUAGAGACAGCCAGCUGAGAAUGAAGGCAACCAUUGCUGUUUGACCAAGUUCCAGCAUUUCAACAUUGCAGACCACACUUCUCCAGCACCUUAUUACUUUCAUGUUUAAUGAUUCUCAAUAUCAAUGCCUUUCCCUUUGGGAAAUUUUGUUCGGUCUUUGGUAAAGAAUAAAAAUGUGUACAAUGGUA
Messenger RNA from Phodopus roborovskii (desert hamster), 2496 nucleotides. RefSeq names its product adenosine deaminase tRNA specific 1 (gene Adat1). The record is from RefSeq and is a predicted model, not a curated record. The transcript is spliced from 9 exons. Gene Ontology annotation, biological process: RNA processing. The coding region runs from base 30 to 1508 and encodes 492 amino acids. Gene Ontology annotation, molecular function: RNA binding; adenosine deaminase activity. Lineage: Eukaryota; Metazoa; Chordata; Mammalia; Rodentia; Cricetidae.